CUGGCCCCUUUCAUCAUCACUUUUGAUCUCAACAACUUUUAAUGAAUAUUGUUACUUUCCAUUGACAUGAGCCUAUGUACACAAUUACAAAAAUGACAUUAAAAAAAUAGUGGUCUGAUUUGUGGAAAUCACGUUAUAAUUUUGCACGUAAAGUCACAUAAAAUUAUUAUAUGUAAUAAAGUGAGUAUCGCUGAUGUCAAAACCUUGGUAACUGAGUGUGAAAUUGUUGGAAAUACUGCGUCACGUAGUUAUUUUUAGAAUUCUUUAUACGAUCACAAUAAUCUGCAACAACAUCAAUCACUCUCUGUCCAUGAAAGGAUGCUGCUUCUCCUUUAGGUCGGGCCUGCCUCCGCGUGCGCGCGCUCGAGCUCGGCUCUUGUAAUUGGCUCAGCGCUGUGCUGUUGUCCAUGCGCCACUGGGCGAGUCUCGGCUGUCUCAGUAACCCUCUUUUAUCCUCAAAAAAGGAGAGCGAAAGAGGGCAGACUCAGAGUUGGGUUCGGGCGGAUGGACCGCCAUUAUUGGGAGCCUUGGACAACCACUUUCACCCACACGCACAUAUAUAUCUUAACAUUUAAAGACAUGCGUGGCCCAUAGUGCUCGAGAUUUGGCUACGAAAAACUGGAUGUUGUGUCUCAGUGUUAAGGCAUCGUUGCAUGCUGUCUGCACACGAUGGCAUUUUAUGGCCACAACAAAGGGCAUUAUACUUGACCGAAACCAACGUGCUUACUGGCCGGAGGAAGACAUUAAAACAAGCCUUUUUCCCGCACGGAAACGACUGGCCUCCAAGAAAGGACAUUUCUUUGUUUGGAUAUGUUUAGCCGUCGGUGGAUUUUUUCCAGCCCUUUCCAUACUAACGCGAGAUCAGUAAGUUGCGUCUGACAAAAAUACCCCUUGGAAACUGCAAGUCUGUCAAGCCACAAUCAAAGAGCCCCCAAUGAAUCUAAUGUCCUCGGCUUUUUGCGUAGUCUUUUGUUUUCCUUUCUUUCUGGUUUCUAACAACAUUGGCCGAGCCGGUUGCCUUCUGCCGCUGGCCUGGAAGAGGGAUUGAGAAGGGAAAGGGAGGACGGAGAAAUGCACUGUAUGUUAGCCCCAAUUCCUUCUUCACUUCUCCAUGCCCCCCUGCUUAUCUCUCAUUAGUCCCCUCUAAUAUGGGCAAAAAUGCAAGCCACUUUCUUGACCUGAAAGGAUGAUUGAAACAUCAAAACUAAAGUCUCAAUUGUAAAUCAAAUACAGGGCCCUGCUUUCAACAUUUUAUGGAGACAUUUUAAAGAGUCUGCCUCUGCCAACCUUUGGGGAAUGGCAAGAUGAAUGCCUGGGUACAAUGAUGAUGGCUAAAAAGCAAGAAUCCCGAAUGCCUAUCUACAACCUUGUUGUUGUUGGCCUGUCGGGAACUGAGAAGGAGAAAGGGCAAUGUGGAGUUGGCAAAUCCUGCCUUUGUAACCGUUUUGUCCGCCCUAGUGCAGACGACUUCCAUCUUGAUCACACUUCUGUGCUAAGUACCAGUGACUUCGGGGGCCGGGUUGUCAACAAUGACCAUUUCCUGUUUUGGGGAGAGGUGGGGAGAGUUUUGGAAGAUGGUGCAGACUGCAGGAUGCAUGUGGUUGAGCAGACAGAAUUCAUUGAUGACCAGACGUUCCAGCCUCAUCGCAGCACAGCCUUACAGCCCUACAUCAAAAGAGCUGCCUCCACCAAACUGGCUUCUGCUGAAAAACUCAUGUACUUCUGCACUGAUCAAUUGGGACUGGAGCAAGAUUUUGAACAGAAGCAAAUGCCCGAAGGCAAGUUGCAGGUGGAUGGCUUUCUGCUUUGUGUUGAUGUCAGUCGUGGUAUGAACCGAAACUUUGAUGAUCAAAUGAAAUUUGUCACCAACUUGUACAAUCACUUAAGCAAGACAAAAAAGCCUAUUGUGCUGGUUCUCACUAAGUGUGAUGAGGGUGUGGAGCGAUAUAUCAAGGAUUCUCAUACAUUUGCCAUUACAAAAAAGAACUUGCAAGUUGUUGAGACUUCGGCACGGUCCAAUGUCAAUGUUGACUUGGCUUUCCUUACCUUGAUACAGCUCAUUGAUAAGGGAAGAGGUAAGCCCAAGAUCAUACCUUACUUUGAGGCAUUGAAACACCAGAGUCAACUCAUUGCCUCUGCAAAAGACCGCUAUGAGUGGUUGGUGAACCACAUUGUGAAGAAUCACAAUGAAACUUGGCCCAACAUCAGCCGACGAAUGCAGACUUCACCUGAAUACAAGGAGUAUGUAUUUUUAGAAGGUACAGGUAAAGCUAAGAAGCUAUUUCAACAACAUAUUCACCGGCUAAAACAGGAGCAUAUUGAAAAGCGUCGUAAAGCAUACUUGAGCGCUCUUCCACUCGCCUUAAGUAGCUUGGUGUCCGAGUUGGAUGAAAUUGAGCAUUUGAGCUGGUCUGGGGUCCAAAAGGUCCUUGAGUCAAAAAAAGACUUUGAUCAUUGGUUUGUGGUACUGGACGAUGCGCCAUGGGAGGACACGCCACAUCUUGAUAACAUGGAGGAUGAGCGCAUUCCCUUUGAUGUGCUAGACACCACGGCUGCUGAAAUAAUCUUUGAUGCACACCUUGAACACUUGCGCAAUGAAUGCAAGCGUGCCCAGAUGCGUCAUGAGUUCAAAGCAAAAUUAGCAUCUUCCCCUUUCGUUACCCCUGGCAAACCCUGGGAGGAGGCCCGAAGCUUUAUCAUGAACGAAGACUUCUACCAGUGGCUUGAAGAGCCAGAAUAUUUGGACAUUUAUAACCGGCACCAGAAAGCAAUCAUAGACAGGGCAAAAGAAGAUUUUCAGGAGCUUUUGCUAGAGUACUCUGAACUCUUCUAUGAACUUGAGCUGGAUGCCAAACCUAGUAAAGAGAAAAUGGGAGCAAUUCAAGAAGUGUUAGGUGAAGAACAACGCUUCAAGGCACUUCAGAAAUUGCAAGCUGAAAGGGAUGCUUUAGUGCUGAAACACAUCCAUUUUGUGUAUCAUCCUACAAAGGAAACAUGCCCGAACUGCCCACACUGUGUUGACCAUAAAAUUGAGCAAAUACUUGUUUCGUGCUUCCCAAAACAAUACCCUUCCUUCGGAAAGACCCAUUUGAUUGAUGGAAAAGUAGAUAGAAUCAAUCUUGUUAUACUGGGAAAAGAUGGACUUGCUAGAGAAUUAGCUAAUGAGAUUCGGGCAUUGUGUACCAAUGAUGAUCAUUAUGUGCUUGAAGGUAGAAUGUAUGAACUUGUCCUUCGGCCAAUUGAGGGCAAUGUUAGACUUCCUGUUAAUUCGUUUCAUACAUCUACAUUUACUCCUCAUGGAUGCCUGUGUUUAUACAAUUCAAAAGAGUCCUUGUCAUAUGUUGUAGAAAGUAUUGAGAAGUUGCGAGAAUCUACGCUUGGCAGAAAGGACAACCAUAUGGCUCACCUUCCCCUGUCACUCUUAUUAGUAACCAAAAGAGGUGUUGGAGGACUGGGUGACAUUGGUGGCGAGACAGCUCAAGCAUUAAUCUCACAGGGUCAGCAGGUAGCCCUAAAACUGCAUUGUAACUACCUGGAACCUGCCUCCCCAGGCACUGGCUAUGGGAGAAAUGUGAAUGAAAAGCAGAUCAACCAGGUUUUAAAGGUUCUACUUGAAACAAGGAGGACUUCUACAUUUCGUAGCUGUUCUCCACCUGCACCUCCGCUGCCUCCUUGUAUUCGAGACUUACAGCAGGACCAGAGCCCAGAGGCUGAGUUACGUAUUGUCUUGUGCCUAAUGUGUGGAGACUCCUACGACAUUGAUCAACUUCUUGCUCCAUUCCUGCUUCCUCAGCAUUGCAAGCCGACCUCUCCCCAAACAAGUGGCACUUCAGUGCUGCUAGAACAAACAAUUGGUGGACACAAGCAUACAAUUGAGUUGUCCCUACUGUCAUACCACUCUUCUUUUGCCACUCGUAAGAGUCGGCUGGUCCAUGGCUACAUCGCUGUAUACUCUGCUAGCCGCAAGGCUUCUUUUGAAACCCUGUGUGCCUUUUUGUGUGAGGUUCAGGACAUCAUACCAGUACAGCUGCUUGCAGUUGGAGAAACCCGGACUGAGCUUCUGGACUCUGAGAUGGCUCAUGAGAUGUUAGUCCAAGGUGAAGAACUGGCCCAUGAACUUGAGGGACGGUUUUGCAGUAUUGUCUGUGGCCCUGGGGGAGUUGUUGGAGGACUUCACAAACUAGACCUAUUGGAACAAUUUUUCACAGAGGUAUUAGAAAAGAGAACCAUUGUUGAGGCCAGUCAUAUGUAUGAAAACAUUGCAGAAGCCAGUAGCACAAAUGAGAAUGUGUAUUCACCACACUGUGGCUCCCCAAGCCCUGUCACAAUGCUGUUAGAUUCUGAGGAAGACAUGGAAGCUUCCCCGCCUUACCAUGAUGGUACACUCACCUCUCAUGGUGGAUUCAAACUGCCUGACCUGGACUCAGGUGACACAUUCUCUGUGAUCUCUGACCUUAGCACCUUUGAAAACAAGCUAAAUAAUAAAGUUCCUCCACAAGUGAGACCCAAGCCUAGUGUCACAUUUGACCUUAGAAAACCAAAUUUCAACCCGUACGUAGAUGCAGUCAGCCAUCGGCGUUCACUUACAUCCAAUGUGACGUGGCCUCUAGGAGGAGAUUACGAUCCGUCAGACUAUGCUGAGCCAAUGGAUGCUGUCUCUAAGCCACGCCCCAGCUACGAGGACAGCAUAUAUUCUGUGCCACAUGACAGCACACAGGGCAAAAUUAUUACCAUCCGCAAUUCCAAUCGGAUCCAUUCUAAUGGAGGAGGCAAUGGUUCAGACAGUGAAGGGGAUGGCAGCUCGUUGGAGAGACGUCGCAAAUUUUCAGCAGCAAGGGUAAAGCCACGGCUUUACCGUGAUCGUUCCAAGCGUCUGGGGAAGUUCAGCAGUUUCCGCACUAGUUUUUCCAUUGGUAGCGAUGAUGAGAUUGGCACACUCACAAGGUCAAAAGACGAUGAUGUUUCAGCACUGAAGACAGACAUACUCAAUGAAGAAGGAGAAGAUCCUAAAAAGAGGAACAUACUGAAAAGUCUUCGCCGACCAGGCAAAAAAACAAGACCAAAGCCUCGUCAUUCUAUCUCUAAGCCUUUGGAGAGUAACUACUUCGGGGUGCCUCUGGUGAAUGUGGUUUCCCUUGAACGACCUAUUCCGGUUUUCAUUGACAAGUGUAUUCGUUAUAUUGAAGCCACAGGUUUGACAACAGAGGGUAUCUACAGGGUAAGUGGGAAUAAGGCAGAAAUAGAGAGCACGCAGAGACAGUUUGAACAGGACCACAAUCUGGACCUUGUGGAGAAGGACUUCACUGUGAACACAGUUGCCGGGGCAAUGAAAAGUUUCUUCUCUGAGCUGCCUGAACCUCUGGUUCCUUAUAGCUCUCAGGAAGAACUGGUGGAAGCUUUCAAAAUUAAUGAUCGGGAACAAAGGCUUCACACAAUGAAGGAUGUGUUAAGACGAUUUCCCAGGGAGAAUUUUGAUGUCUUUAAAUAUGUAAUGAGCCAUCUAAACAAGGUUAGUCAGUGGAACAGAGUCAACUUAAUGACCAGUGAGAAUCUCUCCAUCUGUUUCUGGCCCACACUAAUGCGGCCAGACUUCACCUCUAUGGAUGCCCUGACAGCCACGCGCACCUACCAGACAAUCAUCGAGACAUUCAUCCAUCAGUGUGCUUUUUUCUUUUACAACCAGCCUCCUGCUGAGUCACCCACUGGCCCCUUCGGACUCCCUGGACCUCUGGUGCCCUCCGGAUUGCCCCCAUCCCCCACAGGCGCCCCUUCUUACUGCCCUCCGAACCCACAUUUUACCCCCCUUUUGCAGUCUCCGCCACAUUCUCCCCCCCAGAGCCCUCACACAGCCCCUGCAGAACCACAAACGCUGUGAGAAAAUGUGGCCUGUUAUUUAGUCAACUAUACACACACACACACACACACACACAAACUUCAAUGCAUGCUUACACAUCUGCAUACACACUCUGCACACACACAUCUAAAUGACUCUAAAACAUGUAGCUUGUUUAGGUCAGUGUUGUAUGUGAAAAAAUUUGCGCUGAACUCUCAGUACUUACAUCAGGGAUGCUCAGUCCUGCUCCUUGAAAUCCACCUUCAGGCAGAGUUAAUUCCAGUCUGCUCUAAUAUAUGUCUGUAAUUUUUAAUGUACCCCAAAACCUUGAUUAUCUGGUUCAGGUGUGUUUGAUUUGGCUUCUAUCUGAACUCUUUAUAGGACUGAUCUACAGUUAUUAAGACAUGCCACACACCAGAUGAAGGUCUGUGUGCUUAUGAACAUACUUUUUAUUAGUGUGUAACCAACAAAGACUUCAAUUACCUUGUCAGCACUGGCCUUCAUGUAGUUUAUUACAGAAGGGGAUGGUGUUAUUUUCUUGAGAGUGAAUAUAGAUAUUCUAAUCAAGAAGGAUAUGAACCGUUUUGAAGGACUUUAAAAUAUUCCUGUUCUCUUCCUCUCAGUAGAAGGCUUACAUUCAUUUUACAACAGUACAUGUUCUCUUUCUAUUCUUUCUCUUUACAUUUCUACAUGGAUCUGUGAUAUAGAGGACACUAUAGUCAUGAAAACCAUGAAGCACUUGUUCAGUCGUUCAUCUUUAUUUUUUUUUGUUGAGAAUAAUAGAAUUAACUUCAUUUUUCUCUUACUCUAUUUUAUUUCAAGAAGAAUGAAAUCACUUUAGCUGCAACCAUAUUCACCACUUUGCCUGGCUGUUGUGUUCCACUCAACCAUUGUUGGUUUCUAUCCCAUGCCUCUAUUUUAAGUUAUACGAACUUUAAACGUACCAUGGAUUUUAGAGGACAUUUUUAUUCCUUGCUUUCAAGACUUGAAGUUCUGACACCUGAUAGCCUAGAAGGUGACCUAGAAGGAGGUGUCUCCUGUGGAUAUUUGCUCAUAAAUUCACCUAAUGGGAGUGUACGUGCCCUUUCUUUGAAGGCUGCGAUUUAAAUGGCAGAGAUAUCACAUGGUUUUAGGGAAUGCACUUCCAGUUAGAGCUAGUGAGGGGCUUGAGGUUACUGAGACUGCAGAUUUACUCUGACCCUUAAACAUUAGACUCUGAAUCAGCAACUCAAAAUCCUCAUUCCUUAAUUUUGGACUCGAGUUUAAAAAAAAACA
Rhinichthys klamathensis goyatoka is the source of this 7108-nucleotide messenger RNA. RefSeq names its product Rho GTPase activating protein 35b (gene arhgap35b). The transcript is spliced from 7 exons. Gene Ontology annotation, biological process: signal transduction. The coding region runs from base 1322 to 5875 and encodes 1517 amino acids. NCBI's taxonomy places the organism in Eukaryota, Metazoa, Chordata, Actinopteri, Cypriniformes, Leuciscidae. Gene Ontology annotation, molecular function: GTP binding; GTPase activity. The record is from RefSeq and is a predicted model, not a curated record.